Molecule: messenger RNA, 543 nt
Organism: Frankliniella occidentalis (western flower thrips)
Lineage: Eukaryota; Metazoa; Arthropoda; Insecta; Thysanoptera; Thripidae
Product: mitochondrial intermembrane space import and assembly protein 40-B-like
Exons: 1
Coding region: 39-383 (114 amino acids)
Biological process (GO): protein import into mitochondrial intermembrane space
Cellular component (GO): mitochondrial intermembrane space
Molecular function (GO): protein-disulfide reductase activity
Source: RefSeq, a predicted model, not a curated record
CAUGCCAUCAUAUCAAAUUCUGACAUUAGAUCCUAAAAAUGGCCAACUCUCUAACUACCGUGAAAGAUGAAAAGGACAUUGUACUGUUUGUUUCAAAAAUGGAUCACAUUCAACCAAGCUCAAUUAAAUUGUCCAAACCUGAAAGUCAACAGGGAUUAAUUUUAUCUGAUGGUAAUAUCAAUUGGAUGUGCCCUUGUUUGGAUGGGAUGGCCACAGGACCUUGUGGAAUAGAAUUCCGAAAUGCAUUUGCAUGUUAUCAUAACAGUAAGCAGAAUCCUCAAGGCAAGGAUUGUCUAGAUAAAUUCCGUUCUAUGCAGGAAUGCAUGGAGAGACAUCCACUGACCUACCAGAAAGAACAUCUACCUCAAGGGUCAUCCCAAUGAGAAGGAUGCUGUUUGAUGUAUUUUCCCUUGGCUGAUUUAAAUUAUCUGUAGUAGUUUUUACUCAACGCACUUCAAAAAUCUAUUUAUUUCUUAUUGCAAAGUUAAUUAUGUUGGACUGCUUUGGGUCCACAAAAUUUUGAAUAAAAUUGGUAAAGCCAAA